GCCCUGUUAGUCGUUUGUUAUUAAAAAUUCUUUUAAUCAACCAUUAAACUCAACAAACUACCUAUGUAAAGAAUUAAGGUAGGCUAAAAAUGCUAUAAACUUCGUAUUAAUUUCCAUACAAGUCACAGUUUAUAAUUAGUCUAGGAAUACAAUUGACCAAAAUUAUAAUAAGAAUAAAGUGCUUUUACAUAAAACUACCUAAAGUUGUUCUAAAGAUAUACUUAGGAUGUCAAUGAUUUUAAGGAACUUACUUCGCACCAGACACUUGUCCAGAUAUUUUUCAUGUUCAAGUACUAGCAAAAUGUUAUCUACAACUCUAUCUACAAAUGAGGUGUCAGUUGAAGUUCUUGAGGAGGCAGACUCAGGAGUAAUUGUUUUUGGCUUGAAUAGGCCUUCAGCUCGUAAUGCUCUAGGCAGCUCCUUAACAUCCUCAUUGAUGAAUGCUGUUGAGAAAAUUCAUUUGGACCAAAACGCUCGUGUAGUGGUAUUGAGAAGUUUAGUUCCAGGUGUAUUUUGUGCCGGUGCGGACUUGAAGGAAAGAAUCAAACUUUCUAAUCAUGAGGUCAGUGUCAUGGUAGGUAGAUUAAGCGCUUUGGCUACAGCUAUAGAAAAUAUUCCUAUCCCAACGAUAGCAGCAAUUGACGGUUCUGCUUUUGGAGGUGGCUUAGAGAUAGCAUUAGCCUGUGAUAUGAUUGUGGUUUCAGAAAACGCUAAACUUGGGCUGGUAGAAACAAAGUUGGCUAUUUUGCCAGCAGCUGGAGGUACUCAAAGACUGACGAGGCUUAUUAAUCCUGCAGUCGCCAAAGAACUUAUUUAUUGUGCUAGAAUAUUCAAUGGCAGUGAGGCCAAAGAUUUUGGACUAGCUAACCAUUCUGUAAAACAAAAUUCCUCGUCUGAUGCUGCUUUUCAAAAGGCUCUGGACAUUAGUCGACAAAUUAUAGUGAAUGGACCUCUUGGUGUGAAGAUGGCAAAACUUGCAAUCAACAAAGGUCUUCAAACUGAUAUUCAGACCGGUUGUAAGAUUGAACAGCUAUGUUAUGCCCAGGUCAUUCCGACUAAAGACCGAAUUGAAGGUUUAAAGGCCUUUAAAGAAAAUAGAGCUCCAAACUACAAAGGUGAAUAGACAAUGAAUUAAUAAGUUUAUUAGAGAAGAUAAUUUUAUAUUUGAAGAAAAGGUAAGCUUUCUGUACUUGGUGACAUAAUCUCCAUUUUUACUGUUACUAUACAGUAAAAACUUACUUCUUUUUUAUUAAUUGAAAUGUGAUUCUUACCAGUUUCACUCAUCUUGAAACUCAAGUUUCAACGGGGUAGUAGUUGUAGAUAAGUUGUAUAUAUUUAUAGGGUUGACUUGCAUAUGACUUGAAUAACUUGUAGGCCCUUCUACCAAUUGAAUUUGUUGUCAAAAUAUACAUUUGGUUUAUUUUAUCAGCUAAAUCAUCUUUACUUGGGAUUUGCCUUUGAGGUUGACUUUAGAACUAUGAUGUUGUAUUGGCUAUUUUUUCAUUCACUCUCAAAUUUAAACAAUCUUCUCAAUUGUAUUAUUUACAUUCUGUACAGCAAUAUUAGCUGCUUCAAUCAACUGAAACGUGAAAAAUCAUCAUCGCACCAAUACUUUUUGCUACCGGAACUAGUUAGUUUCCCAAGCUAAUAACUGUCAGCCACUGAUCUAAUUUUACUAUCCUUCGAUCUUGAGUAUGCUAUAGGUAUCGUGGUUUUUGCAUGCAGCAUCCAAUUUAUUUAUGCCUGGAUCACCUCUUGCUAAUCUUUUCCUUAAAUUCAUUCCAGGUCCACAGCACAAAAGGACGCCUGAGUAAAAAAUGGCAGUCGUUCAAAGAUUCAAAAUGGCAUAUUCAAGAAAUCUUUAAACGGCUGCCAUUUUUUACUCAGUCGUCCUUUUGAGCUUGAAUUUACGGUUUUGAAAUCUACUAGUGAAGACCUUUAAUUUGAUGUGCAUAUCGACCUAUGCUUCUAUUUAAGGUUUCCUUCUGACUCCUUGCGGGACGUCCCCAUGAUAUGAGAGAAAAUUGAUAGUUUCUUAAAAAAGUAGAUUUUUAGGUGUGGUGUUGAUGUGCAAAAUCUUAUUGAUUUAUCUGUUGUAGUUUAGAAAAUAUUAAACCGGUCCGGGACUUUUGGGACAGUCUGUAUAGUUGUAUUAAUAGUCAAAGGCAAUAGCCAACAUGACCAAUCCUUAUACUUAUGACAAAUUGUAUAUUAAUAUGGUUAAUUAUUGUAUGAAGAUGAGAUAAUCAACACAUUGUUGCCAAUUAUAUUUUAUAAUAGAAUAAAGUUAAGUGUAGUGCUUUCAAGUUUUAAUAUGCCGAUUUGUGACAAAAAUAUGUUAUGUUUUACAAGUUGUCAUUUCAGUUUGACUAAGUCAAAAAGUUGGAAUAUUUGAACAAUUAACAGUAGCAAACUCUGACGGUGGCUGAAAUCAAACAUUUCUGUUAAUUCUAAAAGUGGCUACAGCUUUGGGAUGUCUAGUUUCAUUAAUAGUCAAAAGAUACCGUCCAUAACUUAUCUCAAAAGUCUUAAUUAGCUUGAUCUUAACAUUUGGCUUAGCCUCAGUCUUUGAGAUAGGCCUUCUCAAAAAAGGUUGUUUUUAGACUAGUAAUAAAUAAUUGAAACCUGAAACAUUGCUCAAUGUAGUUAUUAGUUAUGAAAAUUGCUCAUACAACUUACACAUUGUACCUGAUUUAAAUAACGUAUACACUUGUUAUAGACUAUAGACCAUCAUGAUUUUAAAUUUUUCAUUGUGUUUAAAUGUCUUUUGAUUUUGUUACGAUUUUUAUAAGGAAACAGUGAAAAAUGUUAAUGUUAUUGUUGAUAAAAUUACCCUAACUUUCUCCUAAUAAAUUUAAAUACACCAUUGUAUCAUAAAAUUAAUAUUAUUGAGUAUUGACUUGAAUUUUAAGAUGUGUAACAAUCGAUAUUAUACUUAGCCCUUGGAUUCCUUUAUAACAAAAUAGGCUAUUUUACCUCCAUCUGCUGAUGGCAAUUUUGGACUACAGACGGAGAUAAGACCUCCGAUAGAUAGCUUUAUUUGGCUUACGGUUUAAGCUAUUAGUAAUAAACACACUGCUCUAAUUUAAUAUAUACUUUUGUCUUUUGCCCUUUUCUUAAUACAGUACAAUGUGCCAACUGGAUUAGGAUAGGAAAGGAUUACUUUUUGUUUUUGAACCACUAUAUUAUAGAAUCCAGUUGAAUGUUAUUGACAGGGUAAACAUCUUAAUUAAACUGCGCACAUUAUUUGUAAAAUAGCUAUAAGGAUUUUAAAUUGAUAUUUAUUGUGAUAAAGUGUUAUGAACAUCUUUUGUAAGACAAUAAACAAUUAUUUUUUGGUA
Molecule: messenger RNA, 3341 nt
Organism: Macrosteles quadrilineatus (aster leafhopper)
Lineage: Eukaryota; Metazoa; Arthropoda; Insecta; Hemiptera; Cicadellidae
Product: methylglutaconyl-CoA hydratase, mitochondrial-like
Exons: 1
Coding region: 227-1123 (298 amino acids)
Biological process (GO): fatty acid beta-oxidation
Cellular component (GO): mitochondrion
Molecular function (GO): enoyl-CoA hydratase activity
Source: RefSeq, a predicted model, not a curated record